AUGGAGGUGUGCCUUGAUUUUACAGAUCCAGUGCUGUACUGCAAAGAAGCGCUCUCGUCCGGCUCCCCAUCGUCCGCGCGUCCCGGUUACGACGCGGACGGCUUGCAUCACGAGAGAUUGGUAGCCCCGGAACAAGACACAGCACGUGGUCACGGAGUACGCAGGACGGGACGUGCCAGGUACGGGACACAGUACGGCUCCGUCGACAAGCAGGAGGAGAAGCGAGCAACGGUGCCUGACAACGAAGCAGCGGGCUUCGAAAGAACAGUGGCCAGUCACGACCCUCUGACCAGCACCAAGCAGCGGCAGCAGGCAGGCGUCAACGACGGCGCCAAAACGGACAAAGACGUGGACUUCACUACGACUAAGAUCGGGCGGUUCCUAGACGGAGCGGGGCCAAGACAGGAAGUACGGGUCAUCAUUGAUUCCGACCAGAUGGCACCUACUCGCACGGCCGUCUCCAAGCGGAACGCUCUGGCGUCGCGCGACCAGCAGCCACGGGCUACCGAGGUGAAAGCGCGCGACCAGGGCUCGGUGUGUCCACUCAACGAGGAACUGGAAUACCCGGAAGGAUAUCCCAGCUGUGGAUAUCCCACCAAGGGCGUCACGACCAGGAGCCGCGGCCGCUUGGAAAGCGUGCUCGAUGGCCGGUCCUCGGUAUUGACCCAGGCGAUGACACGGGUCACUAAAAGAACCUUGGAGGUCACGAUCGCUGCCCUAGCCCUGGUAAUUGUCGCCCUGGUUGCUGUAGGCAUUCUUUUGACCAGGCACGAACGACAACUCGGCGGACAGAAGCUUUGUCACACGGGGGACUGCCUCACGCACGGUAAUUUGCUAUUGCAUGCCAUUAACACGAGCAUUGACCCGUGCCAAGAUCUCUACGGCCACGUGUGCUCCCGUUGGUUACCAGACAGCAGGUAUCGCGACUACGUGAAGUCCACGUUGGACGAAAUGAGGUUUGCCUGGUACGAGGGAUUCAACAUAACCCUCACUAUUGGGACGCUCGCGCUGCCUGUGGGGAGGAAAGUCCGCGCCAUGUAUGACACUUGCAUGGCCGGUGGACCAAUAUUCGGCGAGUCGGUGGACACAUUUAUCAAUUUGCUCCACCGUUACGGGUUACGCUGGCCGGGGAGACCCGAGUCAAACGUGACAGCUCUCAGCGUGCUCAUCGCUCUCGACAUUGACUUUCAAGCGGCGUUCUGGUUUGUGGUCAGAACACGAAAUCUAGGAUCGACACGGGCAGUUACAAUUUCGCCCAGUCCCUUUAUCACGAUAUUCCUGAAGAACCACGUGAGCGUAAUGUCAAGCGGGAAUUACGCCAAGUAUUGGAGGGAUUUCGAGUCUGUCGUCCUUAACAGCUCAGGGCCUGCCGCCAGCAAUGAAGACAUUGCGAAAGUAGCUGACAUGGAGGCCAACAUACUGACGUUGCUGGCCAGUGCCUACAACACACACCCAAAGUCUUCUGCGGUGUUUUUCCUUGGACAAAUCGAACGACACACGAAGCCAUUGUCAUCUGAGGACUGGAUUAAAGAACUGAAUGCCAAGAUGGAGCUCGACUCAGCACUGAAUAGCAGUGAUAUAGUGAUUACAGAUAAUGUCCGUUACCUGCAAGCGAUUGGUAGCAUCUUCGCGAACUACAGCAACGAAGACCUCCUGCGUCAUUUGUCUUGGCAUGUUAUUCAGCAGUAUGCGACUGUUGCCAGCUAUAGGCUGCUACAUGCUCAGAUCGGAGGUGGCGAAAGGUUCACGUUCUACCACCCGGUCUUCUGUGCCACUAAUGUCGAGAUGUCCUACAAGGCACUUGUCCUGUCCUUGUACGUCGUGUCACGGUUACAGCCCAAUGACGUUGACUCUAUCACAAACGUUUUUGACAGCCUCAAGGAUAAUUUUUUCGAAAAAGUCAAUGCCUCCAGCUGGCUCGAUGUCGGAAGCAAACGAAUGUUCGGUCAGAAGGUGUCAGGGCUGGCGAACCGUUUGUGGCCGCCGCCUGAAUUUAUGCGCAACGACGCACUCGAGGCCGUUUACUUUGAUUUCCCUGAUAACGAGAAGUCUUAUGGAGACUACUGGGUGAAAUCGCGGCUGUUGGUGCCGAAGCUGAACGACAGAGUGCCUGGCUACGAGUACGUACUCGAAAUUCCCGGAAACAACUCGCCCAAGUACCUGCUCUUUAAUUAUAUGAUGAACAGCGUAGACGUAGCAAUCGGAGCAGUUUCGAGACCGCUGUUCUACCCACACGGCACGCGGGCGAUGUUGUAUGGUGGGCUCGGGUUUUCCAUAGCCUUGCAGAUGGUGAAGACGAUGGACAGCGAAGGCCUCAAGUGGCAUCCUCAUCAUGGCCUGGCGUAUUCCAUCAAGUCGUGGUCUACGAUGCGCGCCUACCAAGCAAAAGAUGGCUGCCUCAAGGAAGAGGGACUGCCGAGCGUGUUUCCCGAGAUUCCGGCUAUGGAGAUCGCCUACGCUGCUUACGCGAAAUCCAACGAGACGCGUCCGCCGAUUGAUCACGCACUGCCCGAAGACAAGGUUUUUUUCCUGACCCUUUGCUACAUGACCUGCUCACAGCGUGGAGAGAGAAAUCCUUCCGCAGCCGACUGCAACAAAGCUGUGCGUGGCUCUGCCGCCUUCGCCGAAGCGUUCUCUUGCUCCAAGGGGUCCGCCAUGUACCCGGAGAAAACGUGCAGUUUCUUCUGA
Molecule: messenger RNA, 2688 nt
Organism: Dermacentor andersoni
Lineage: Eukaryota; Metazoa; Arthropoda; Arachnida; Ixodida; Ixodidae
Product: neprilysin-2-like
Biological process (GO): protein processing
Cellular component (GO): plasma membrane
Molecular function (GO): metalloendopeptidase activity
Source: RefSeq, a predicted model, not a curated record